AUGUCUCUAAACUCGGGAAGGCCCCGAGCGUCGUGGUUCCGCCUCGGCCAGGAAACAACUUUGGAAAGGACAAGGGAGCUCUGCAGAUCCCGUAAGGCUGCGUUACCCACUCCAAGCUGGCAGUGUAGAGCGCAUGUACGAAGUUCUUUACACUCGCGAAAGCCUCCCCGCUCAUGGUUGGUAUCAUUAGCACGCAGCUCGCUAUUGUCCGUUCUACAGCAUUCGAUCAAAACUGGCUCGCUCGCGAUUCACGAUGUGGACGGCUCUAUCCACCGUUUCGGCCGGCGGAACAAGUCCCAAAGUAACGACAUCACGCUUAGAGUCACCAACGACGAGUUUUGGAUACGCGUCGUGGUAUCCAGCGAUCUCGGGUUCAGCGAAGCGUACAUAUACGGCGACGUCGAAAUCUCAGAUCUCAACGGCGUCAUGGAACUCUACCUCGAUAAUGCAGAGAUGAUCUCGAGCCUGCCCUCGGCGCUCGCGCGGCUCUCGGCGACGUUCUCUGCGCUGUCCAGCGCGUUCUUCGGACAGUCGAAGGCGCGCGCGCUCGCGAACGUCGUCGUGAGCUACGACCAGAGCAACGAGCUGUUCAAGGCGUUCCUGAGCCGCGAGAUGAUGUAUUCCUGCGCGCUGUGGGGUCCUGAAGAGGGCGGCGUCGAGGGCGACGGCGACGGCGGCCGGGACGCGGAGAAGCACGAGGAGACGGAGUGCGAUCUCGAGCAGGCGCAGAUGCGCAAGAUCCACUACGUGCUGCGCAAGGCGAAAGUUGGGUACGGGAGCCGCGUGCUCGAGGUCGGCAGCGGCUGGGGCGCGCUCGCGAUCGUGGCUGCGAGGGACUAUGGGUGUACCGUGCACAGCCUCACGCUGUCCGUGGAGCAGAAGAAGCUCGCGGAGGAGCGGAUCCGCGAGGCGGGCGUGGAGGAUCGGGUGGUGGUGCAUUUGAUGGACUACCGGGACGUUCUGAGCAAGCCGGAGUGGGCGGGCUGGUUCGACGCCUUCGUGAGCGUCGAGAUGGUCGAGCAUGUCGGAGCGAAGUAUUAUAACACCUACUUCAAGGUGAUGGAUUACGCGCUCAAGGAUAAGGACUCGACUGCUGUUAUCAGCUGCAGUACUUUCCCUGAGUCGAGGUAUUCAGAGUAUCAGGCGGAAGACUUUAUGCGCCGGUAUAUGUGGCCGAACUCGUGCCUCCCGAGCGCGACGACGCUCGUCAACGCGGCACAGGCAGGCACGCAGGGCCGGCUCAUGCUCGAGGGCGUCGAGAACCACGCCGCGCACUACCCGCGGACGCUGCGCACCUGGUCGAGCCGCUUCGCAGCGAACGUGCACCGCGAGCUGCUGCCGUUCGCGAGCGGCGAGGCGUACGCGGCGUUCGAGCGCAAGUGGCGGUAUUUCUUCGCGUAUGCGGAGGUGGGCUUCUUGAAGGGGUGGAUAACGUGCCAUAUGCUGUGUUUUAAGCGCAAUUGAGGAGUGCCGGGGGGGUUUGGCUUGUCGUUUUCGUACUUUCGUUCUUUCAUUCUUUUCCUUUUGUCUAUUUCGGCGUACGCUCGCUUUUUCCUCCUGGACUUGUCCGCUUUCAUUCUCGGACUUGGUGAUACCUGCCUGCAGACGUUCUCUCCCUGUUCUUUUCUUCUAUGGACUUCCUUUUUACUCACUCCGGCGAUGAUAGAUUUAGAAGAUCGAUUAGUAGUACUUAGACAAAUAGAUGUAUCCGUACCCCAUCUGUCGUGUAAUGAUUUCG
Messenger RNA from Gloeophyllum trabeum ATCC 11539, 1738 nucleotides. RefSeq names its product cyclopropane-fatty-acyl-phospholipid synthase. The transcript has 11 exons. Gene Ontology annotation, biological process: lipid biosynthetic process. The record is from RefSeq and is a predicted model, not a curated record. The coding region runs from base 1 to 1464 and encodes 487 amino acids. NCBI's taxonomy places the organism in Eukaryota, Fungi, Basidiomycota, Agaricomycetes, Gloeophyllales, Gloeophyllaceae.